Messenger RNA from Microplitis mediator, 1599 nucleotides. It is a transcript of the gene Idh3b, whose product is annotated as isocitrate dehydrogenase [NAD] subunit beta, mitochondrial. Gene Ontology annotation, molecular function: NAD binding; oxidoreductase activity, acting on the CH-OH group of donors, NAD or NADP as acceptor; magnesium ion binding. Gene Ontology annotation, cellular component: mitochondrion. Bases 124 to 1248 code for a protein of 374 amino acids. NCBI's taxonomy places the organism in Eukaryota, Metazoa, Arthropoda, Insecta, Hymenoptera, Braconidae. The transcript has 6 exons. The record is from RefSeq and is a predicted model, not a curated record. Gene Ontology annotation, biological process: tricarboxylic acid cycle; isocitrate metabolic process.
ACCGCAGUCGCAGACGUCUUGCUGGUACUGAUUUGGCUGAACAUUUUUUUUACAACAAAAAAAAAAAAAAAUUCAGGCGUACUCUUUUUUUCCUCGAGUUAAUCGAGAAAUUUAUUUUAAAAAAUGGCUUUAUUAAUGAGAAAUGCCUGCAAAGUUCUUUCAAAGACAACACCAAAUUCUGCGGUACGGAGUUUUAGCAGCAGCAAAGUACAUCGUCACGAAGCAACAGUCGAGCGAUCAGUUAAAACGAAGUGUACGCUGAUACCUGGUGAUGGUGUUGGUCCUGAAUUAGUAUUAUCUGUCCAACAAGUAUUUGAAGCUGCCAAUGUACCAGUCGAAUUUGAGCCAUACUUUUUAUCAGAAGUUAAUCCUACACUAAGUGCUCCACUUGAACAAGUCUCCAAUAGUAUUGCAAGAAAUAAAGUCUGUUUGAAGGGAAUCCUCGCAACACCUGAUUUUUCUCAUACUGGCGAAUUGCAAACGUUAAAUAUGAAACUAAGAAAAAAUUUAGAUCUAUAUUCAAAUGUCGUUCAUGUAAAAUCACUGCCGGGAGUUAAAUCACGUCACCAGAAUGUCGACUGUGUUAUAAUACGGGAACAAACUGAGGGAGAGUAUUCAGCUUUAGAGCACGAAUCAGUAACGGGAGUUGUCGAAUGUUUGAAAAUAGUAACAGCUACUAAGUCACAACGUAUUGCUAAAUUUGCAUUUGAUUAUGCCGUGAAAAAUAACCGCAAGAAAGUUACCUGUGUUCACAAAGCGAAUAUUAUGAAACUUGGUGAUGGAUUAUUUUUAAAAUCCUGUUCAGAAAUCGCUAAAUUAUAUCCUAGAAUUGAAUUUGAAACAAUGAUUGUUGAUAAUUGUACAAUGCAAAUGGUAUCAAAUCCUCAUCAAUUUGAUGUCAUGGUAACACCUAAUUUAUAUGGUAACAUUAUUGACAAUAUUGCAUCUGGAUUAGUUGGUGGUGCUGGAGUUGUUGCCGGUGCAAGUUAUAGUCCUGAAUGCGUCGUUUUUGAACCAGGUGCGAGACAUACAUACUCCGAAGCAGUGGGUAAAAAUGUCGCCAAUCCCACAGCUUUAAUUUUAUGUAGUGUUAAAUUGUUAAAUCACAUUAACUUGAAACGUUAUGCUGUACAAAUACGCGAAGCACUAAAUCGCGUUUUGAAUGACGGUAAAGUGCGUACAAAAGAUCUAGGUGGACAAAGUUCAACAACAGACUUCACUCAUGCCGUGAUCAAUGCUCUCCGUUAAUUCAAAUAAUAAAUUAUUUAUUUAAAAGAAAAUAUUUAUUAAAUCGGAUAAAUUGCUUGUUAAAACAACUAAAAAUAAAUAAAUAAGUAACUAAAAGACGACGAACGAGCGUAGGAGAUAAUAGAGACUCUUUCCUAACAGCAUAAUUAUAAUUAAUAAAAAUAAUAAAUUAGAUAUUUAAAAUUAAUCGUUUGUUAGUUAAUUGUUAAAAUCUAUAACUUAAAAAUCUCAUUUAGUGUGACAGUUAAUUUAAAUAUUUAUUUAAAUUGCCAUUUUGUGUGAUAAGUUGUUACUGAUAAAUGUAUGAUAAUAAUAAUAAUAAUAAAUUUAUUUGCUGUACUAUAAUUCAAA